AUGACCCAGGCGCUCGUUGGGAACGGUUUGAGCGAGCAGUUUAAAGAGCUGCUGCGGAGGAGGGAGCCCAUUGAGACCUUGGUCACCAACGGAGAAUCGCGGAGAAUUUGGGCCAAAGAAGAGCGUCCCUCCUAUCAAGCGGAAGAAGUUGAGAAGAGGAUCAUCGAGCCGCAAGCGCUUGAGAAUGCUUUGGCCAAGGAGUUCUUGCCGCCGCUUAUAGUUCGGGUCUUGCCGGCCACGCAAGAUCUCACUGUGGAUGAGACCACGGUCUAUGCGAAGGAGGUCUUACUUGCAGGCCUUCGUGGACAGGAUACCAUUGAAAUGCUCAAAGAGAAGCUCAUCAAGGAUGGGAUCACCGAUGGACCUCCCCGGGUGUUUCUACCUCCACACGAGCUGCGGGAUGAGAUGAAGCUGGGGGAGUGCUACGUGCAGUGGACAGGCUUUGGCCUAGACAACUGGCCGCCUAAGUUCGUGGUGAAGCCUGAGCUCAAGGGCUUUGAGCUGGUGGUCAGUGUGCCUGCUUACGACACGACGGUGUGGGAGCAGGUGAAGGGCCAGAAGAAGCUGAAGAAGUACACCACAAGGCGCCUCAUUCUGGACCUCCGGCCUCACGACAACGUCGGAGUGGUGAAGCGCAUCGUUGAGCAGCGACUUGGAAUUGCAGUUGCUCAGCAGAUCCUUUCGGCCGAAGUGGCCGGCGAUCUCUUUGGGGCACCAGGACACCAUACCUAUUUCGUGGACCUGGAGGAUGAUGCCCAGACCAUGCAAGAAUACGCCAUUGAUAGGUUUGGCCUUGGCAUUUACCUCAGGGUCAACAGGUUCGAUGAGAACGGGGACUUCGACUUUGAUCACGCGGAGUUUCUGGAAGAAGAUCACCACCAAGAUGGGUGCACCUGA
Durusdinium trenchii is the source of this 897-nucleotide messenger RNA. Lineage: Eukaryota; Dinophyceae; Suessiales; Symbiodiniaceae. The record is from the annotation of a GenBank genome assembly.